UGAAAGCUUUACUUCAUAACUUAGUACACUGGGACUAGAGUUUGUUAUGAAGGAGAGCAACUUUAUGGUCUAAAUAAUCUUUGCCUACAAGCGACGAGGAGAAGAAUAUCGCUCCUGUAUUCCACCAGCAGAACGGCAGUCUUCAGAAAUCAUGGAGGAAUGUCAGAAUGGAAUGGCAGUGGACUUGUUCCUGCAUUGCUCUCUUGUUCCUGCUGUCUGCAUUGUGUUUCUGCUCUCAUUUGUACAGCGCAGAGCGAGGGCUCAGCCCUUUGAGAAUCACUUUCCAUAUCUCAGGGGUCGAUUUGGCAUUGUGGUGCCGUUGGAUUUCAUUUGCAGUCUAAGUAACCGAUGGUCUUAUGGUUUCGCAUUUGGUGCUAUUGCCCCCAGUGUGAUUCAGCUUUUCUCUGAGUCCUACACACCAUUCACUGUGCCUAACUGGGCUAAAGCCAUUCUGUACCUGGUAGGGGCAAUAGAAGUUGGUGUGGCCUACCUGCCAUUCUUUGCUUGUCUUUCAACGCCACACCGAUUACUAGGAGGGGUUUUAGGUCUUCUUUACACACUCACGUGGCUCAUUGUGAGACUGUAUGACACGAUAAGCUGUCCCUCUGGAAGGAUUUUAGGUCCUUAUGAGAAAUUGAUCAUCCUGUGGCCGUUCUUCCUGUGUCUGUUUUUCCUGCUGGGACGGUUUGUGUUUAUCAUUGUGAAGGCAGUAAGAAUCCACCUGCAGCUAACGGAUGAGAAUGAGGAGGAUCUAAACUGCCAUCAGUUCAUAUAUGUACAGACUCUACUGAAACACCCCCCUGAAUGGCCAGAGGAAAAGAGUUGGUUUCGAAGGAAAGUGUAUGACUGGGAUCCUCACUUCAAAUUCCCUAACAGGAUGAUAGGCACAUCCAUUAUCUCUUUGAUUGGCUUGUACACGUUGACCCUAGCGGACUACAGCUUGAGCGACUACACUUUUGACAAGCUAGAUGCUUUGAUAGACUCACUUGGAGAGAUUGCGUCAUCCUGUAAUGAAACUAACAAUGUGUUCUCGUCGCUCAUUCCCAGGAUGAACGAGUUCAGCUUUGUUGCAAGAAGGUCUUGGUUGGCAACAACUAUUUUUUCCACUCUGACAUCUGUUACUUACAUUUUUCACGUGCUGGUAUGUUACAGGAAACAUUUAAAGAGGUUGUGGAAGGGACAGAAAACUUUUCUUCCAGAGAAGUUCCAUAAACCAAGCCCCGCCGUUAGCAUGGCUGCUAUAACAAGAUAUUCAGGCUGGCAGAUUGCCUUCACUAUGUGGGGGUUUCUGAUAGUUCACUUUGUGCAGUUUCUUUUUGCCUUGCUGUUUGUGUAUGCAGUCGUUCUACCAAUCCAGAGGGGACACUUUCUCAGCUGGCUUUCUAGUGUAGGCAUCAUUCUGCUGACAAUACUCUUAGUGAUUGCCUUGGUGGUAGUGCAGAUUGUUCUGGUCCAAGUGUUUUUCCUGCAGGACAAACUCUCACCUGACGAUAAAGAAAAGCCCCUUGCUCUUAACAAUAGAAAAGCAUUCCACUGCUUUAAUUACUUUUUCUUCUUCUAUAAUGUGGUUAUGGGGUUGAGCAACUGCAUUUUACGCCUUUUAAGCAGCUGUAUUGUGGGUACAUGGCUGGUGUCACGUAUUGACCGGACCAUCAUGCAGCGGGGCUAUGAGUCAAUGGAUCCAGGAUAUAGUACAUGGAUUGGGAUGAUAUUUGCUGAUCAUUAUCAUAGCAACCCAGUUAUGGUGUCUUUCUGCCAUCUCCUGCUUGGCAGAACACUGGACAAACGAGGACCUGCAGAGUCCUCCUAUGCAACCUUUAGCAAUAACACUGGGGGUUCAGUAGGGGGCAGAGUCCGUGUGCGCUGGCUCCUGCUGUACACACUGCUGAGGAACCCUGCACUCAUCCUGCUGAGAAAGAGGAAAAAAAACAACCAGUAUGACAACCAAGACCCACUCCUCUUAGCCCGAGCCAUCAACUCACAGACUCAACAAACAGCUGAUCUGGUCAGCAACAAUACUCCAGAAACAGAACCAACACAGUCAGACAUCUGAAACCGGUUCUUCAGUGUGAACACAGACUCCAUGAUUCCAAACUGGAGUUUUGUGCCUGUGACUAUUGCACUACUGAUGAAAUUAACUUUUAGGGGAUAUAGACUUUGAAAAAAAUGUAUUUCGUUUUUGAUACAAAGGGCAGGAAUGAGAAUGUACCUUCCUAUAAUACAUAACUGCACUGGAUUUUAUUAAGAACUGGACUGAGAAAAUUAUACAUUUGAGGUCUAAUGCUUUUUGUGAACUUGCGCAACAAAUUUGAAUGAUUAUGUGUUUGUUGGUCAAAUAGUAUUUUGUAAUAAAGAAUGUGAAAGCUU
This is a messenger RNA of Carassius carassius (crucian carp), 2367 nucleotides long. Its product is annotated as stimulated by retinoic acid gene 6 protein-like. The coding region runs from base 152 to 2053 and encodes 633 amino acids. The transcript is spliced from 18 exons. The record is from RefSeq and is a predicted model, not a curated record. Gene Ontology annotation, cellular component: plasma membrane. Gene Ontology annotation, biological process: vitamin A import into cell. Lineage: Eukaryota; Metazoa; Chordata; Actinopteri; Cypriniformes; Cyprinidae. Gene Ontology annotation, molecular function: retinol transmembrane transporter activity; signaling receptor activity.